AGUCAGAGAUCUCCGCCCCAGUCAUCUUGGGCUACAGCUCGGAGCCCGGAUGCGCCGCCAUGCCGACUCUAUCAGCAAAUGGAAUAAUUUAUUCACCAACCUGCCUGACGCUGGGUGACUAGGAGUUGACUGAAGAAGUCGUCAGGGCUAGUUUGGAGGGCAGAGGAGCCUAUAUAGCGGGCGGACUAGCACGGAAGCUGUGUUUACGUGUGUGUUUGUGCUCCUUGCCACCGUUGUAUUGAUGCACGGACACUUGUGUGCUAGCCACGCUAACGUUAGCUCGAGUCGGGAGAGUGCUGGGUAGUGACAGUCCGGCCGGAGGCGGGGAGAGCUGGGAGAUCCAGAAAAAUUUCCAUGUCUGCAUCAGCUCCAGAAACCAACCAAGAUGUCUGUUGACGAAGAUAAAGUAAAAACCGGUAGUCCGCAGGCCAGCUCACCUUCAUCUCUGCAGCUCUCUGAAUGUACUGGAAGUUACAGUAAUAUAUCUGUAAUGAUGGAGGGUACCGCAGCCACCCCUGACUUAGCAGCUGCUUGUCCUGUCCCGGGCACUACAGCCUCACCAAAACACACCAGCACCACUGACACUCUCACCCAGUCAGAGAAUGCUGGACAGAGUGCCAGAGCGAAUGAGAAUAACAUCAACCGCAGAAACAGCUUUCAUCAUUCCAAACAACAGCAGCAAACGAAAGUAACAAAGCGCCGCAACACAUCCAAUUCUAGUUUCAAGCAUCCGACAUUUGGCAAGAGGAGACGAAGGGCCAACUCCGAGAGUGACUCCGUCCUGCCCACCAACUUCCUCUUGGGUGGGAACAUUUUUGACCCACUGAAUCUCAACAGCCUGCUGGAUGAGGAGGUCAACAAGGCUCUGAAUGCAGAGACGCCCAAAUCCUCCCCGCUGCCAGCAAAAAGUCGAGACCCCGUGGAGAUCCUCAUCCCCAGAGACAUCACAGAUCCACUGAACCUGAACAGUGGGAUAGCAGACAGCAGCUUUCUGGUGUCCCCCUACAAGAGCGGUGGGAGGAAGAGACACCGCAACAGACACCACGGAGGAGGAGGAGGAGGAGGAGGAGGAGGAGGUGGUGGUGGCGGGAUUUCAACCACACAGAUCAACCUCUCAGAAUCAGGAAAAAGUGAGGUUAAAACUGGCGCCUCCACGCCAAUUCCAGGUAUGUUUGCAUCAUGCUCUGCACUAGAUGUCUCCAAAGAGUCAGACAGUUUCUCCAGUAUCACAGGGGAUUCCCAUGAACACUCAGCUGACAACUCAGCCAGCUGCAAGGAGGAGAUGACAUCUGCGUCUAUGGACGAUUCAGUUCUCUCCACAUCAGGGGGACCAAACCAGCACACAAGCAGACGCAAGCGAAGGCGCAACUCUGGCAAAAUGGAGACUCCAGUGACUCAUUCCACCCCCAUAGGGAAGUCAGCAUCUGGAGAGAAGUGUUGUGGUACUACAGGGGCACCAAGGAAUUCUCAGUCCUUCCACACACCAAGGAGUGGACCCAAAUCUGGGUCAGGAGGUCGUCAGCACCAGCAGACCUACAACCAGGCGAAGGACCAACAGAAGAAGAAGUUCCAGUAUGGGAACUAUAACAAGUAUUAUGGCUACCGCAACCCAGGAGCAAGUGAAGACCCACGGGUACGUGUGCUUCGUCCAGAAUGGUUUGAAGGUAAAGACGUGCUGGAUUUGGGUUGCAACUCAGGCCACCUAACGCUCUAUAUUGCCAAAAUGCUAAGACCUGCACGCAUAUUGGGUCUGGACAUUGACAGUGGUCUGGUACAUGCAGCCCGUAAGAACAUCAGACAUUAUCUCUCAGAGCUGCAGACCCAAGAGGCCAGACGUGCAACGCAGGAGAAAAAGAGCACUGAACAGGAUGAGGAGAGGAACGGAAGAGCGAGUCACACAGGCAGUGAAAAGAAGCACAAUGAAGCCGAGAGCAGGGAUGAAAAUGGGAAACCAGUGAAAGGAGAAAGUGGCCCUGCAGAGGCUGUAAAUGACAAUGACUCCUGUCACACAGAUGAGGCAGGGGCCCAGAGGCUGGACAGCAAAACAGAGGAAAUGGCGCAGGAAGAUGGUGAUUCACCCCCUGCUGACCACUCUGUGAGCUGCUCUUUUCCUGUGUCCCUGCGGAUCUCAAGGGGGCCCAUCGCUGCACCUCCACUAACAGAAACAUCCAGCACGCGGCCCGGGGAGUUCCCCUCAAAUGUGUCCUUUGUCAAGGCCAAUUAUGUACUGGAGAACGAUAAUCUUCUUGUGACUCAGCGGCCAGAGUACGACGUGAUCUUGUGCCUGAGCGUUACCAAAUGGGUUCACCUGAACUGGGGGGACAGUGGCCUCAAACGUCUCUUCAAGAGAGUCUAUAGACAUCUCCGUCCUGGAGGCAUGUUCAUCCUGGAGCCACAGCCCUGGGAGUCCUAUGUGAGGAGGAAGAAGCUGACUGAUAAUAUUAGCAGGAAUUAUCACAGCAUCUGUCUCAAACCUGACCAGUUUUCAUCGUACCUUACAAAUGAGGUGGGCUUCACCAGUUUUGAGCACCUUGGGGCCCCCAAGUGUUCAAUAAGAGGUUUUCAGAGGCCAAUCUACUUAUUUCACAAAUGACCGCUUCUGCCUUGAAGAUCAUUGAAUGUGAGUAGCUUAAACCGCCACCAUACAUACAAACCAGCCAGCUGCCCCGGACUGUAAGGAAUCAUCUGAAUCCUGAACAGUUACUCCAGCUUUUCAGAUGCUGAAGAUGAAAUUCGUAAAGGAGAAUGGGACCAAAAGUGGGAUUAAUUUUGUAAAGAUGAGCUCGGUCAAGAAGAGGCACCUAUCAGAAUCCUUUGUGACUACAAGUAAUUGGAAAAAGUAUGGAGUGAACUCAGAUAGGACUUGGUGUAUAACCUGGAGCCAAACAUCAUUGUUUGGCCAGACUGUGGAAGAGGUGCUCAGCUGAUCAUUUCCUCGGACUGUCCUAGUGCUAAUGACACCCCAGUUUGAUGCACGGCCAUAAUGUGUUUGAAUAUCUCUGUCCAUAUAUCUUUACUUUUAUAACUGUGUUCUGUGCCACCAUAUCACCAUACAUCAUACAUAUUAGGGUCGGUUGAUUGGGCAGAAUUUUCCAGUGGGCCACCACAUCUGCAGAACUGCAGUACACCACUGGAUCACAAACAGAUCAUAUACAGACAUGAUGUGUCUUGAUAAGCCACACUGGAGUGCAGGUGGUUUUAUUCUAUGCUGUGGAGAUAACCUGCGCCGUAAAUAUUGCGGGUUACUAAUGGAAGAAUUUGUCCCUUUGGAGGUUAAAUAUCUGCAGCCACGAAUCCUGUAAAGGCAGAUAUAUAAAUGCACAUAUUUUGGGGAUUUUUAAAUUGGCCAAAUAAAGUCCACUAGCCUUAAAUUCAUUGUCUGGCUAAUAGCUGAGGUUUUUGCCCCAUCUCCCAACCCUAAUGUAUAGUUUGUUUUGUCAUAAUUUUGCAAAAUAGGCCUUAAAGCUGAAUGAACUUGAACCUGUUACAGAGCUCCCAACAUGGAUAACACUUUGAAAUGAAUAUGAAAAGUUCCUAAAUUACACAAACCUAUGAUCCUAUGAAGUGAAAAGUGACUAAAUAUAAGUGAUAAAGACACUGAUCCAUGAUGACAAAUGUGGACUCAAAACAACAAACAUCCAGCAAAAUACUGAAUGUUAACCCUCUUAAGUGCACAGCUGAGAUGUUUUCAAGGUGUUGUCUUUUUUUGGUGACAGCCAGAUCUUUAGAGAUGUAGUUAUCAAAUAUUGGAUUAUAUUAUUAUAAUAUGCAGAGCAGGCUCACUACCAUCUGGAAGAGAACUUAGUACAUCAACUCAAACCUGAACCUCGAGUCCAAGUUGAAAAAUCAGAUGUCUAAAUUUUCAAGAAAACAAUUUUGGCUGUUUUUGAGUGUUUUUAGAAAUCUUUAGUAAAUGUGUGUAAUUUCCUUGAUAGUUUGAACAGUUUAGGAAGCAACAAAUCACUUCAUGAGUUCUUUAAGCCCUUUUUGAUGCUCCAUGCUAAUGGUAGGGGGCACAUUUGAGCUAUGUUGACACCCAACUGUUGGCACAGCUCAAGAUAAUUCAGCACAGAGACCAUGAGGACUAUUUUGCAAGUUAAAUCUUUAGCAUGCAGUGAUCUUUUUCUUUUUUUUAAAUGACAGUUAAGCCAUAGCUCUACCUUUUAUACCGUAUGCUGUUUACGAUGUCCUCUUUGAGGUUGUGACGGAGAAUAUAAUUGAGUGUAAAAUUGAAGUGGCAAAGGACCUAUUACUAUAUUAUUACUAUUACAGAGUUGCUACAGCCUCUUUAACAUGGUAUCUGACAUAUGCAUCAGUACUGGACAGGCAUUAAUUCAAACAGCAUCACAAUCAUUUUAAGGACUUUUCUAGCACAUGACUCAACUUUAGUAAUAGAUUAUUCCUAAAAGGACUGAAAUAUAACCAUAUGACUUUUUACCAAAUUUAGAUAUUACCAUGCUGUUUGUAUUGAAGCACUGCCAAAAUAUUUUAUGGGUCUUUUGCUCUUGAAUUUGACAAAUAUGCCAUCAUCAUCUUUGUCUUUUACCCACUGAGGACACAAACAGUUAUGAGUUACAGGUAGUCAUUCUUUUGUGAUUGUAUCUUUAUUGGUGUGCACUGAGCUCUGCUCAUCUACAACCCUUCAUCCUAAGUGGCUGGUACAGGAAAUCUUCCUUUUUUAGGUAACAGUCUUUGGCAUACUAGGAUAGGAGAUGAUGGAAAAGAUGGAUGAUGUAUGUUUCUAUUUUUAAUAACUGAUCUAUGUAAAUAAGUUUGCAAAUUUUGUUUUACUGUUGUCGAUAUUAAGUUCAUAACUGCUUUUGUCAUUUUCCAGUUGUUGUUUUUUUUUUUUUUUUUUUGUCUUGUUUUCAGAUGUUUGCUGCCAAUUUGUGAGUCACAGGAGUUUUUGUCCUAAAAUGGAUUGCUAAUCCAGCUCUGUAACAACAAAUGAAUAUGUACAUUGCAAUGUUCUGAUGUGUUUGCUUUGUUCUCUCCUGGCAGGCACAUGGAUUGUUAGAUUAGCUCUUUAUUUUUUUUAUAAACAGUUUGAAAGGAGUGUUGGUGUCAAUGCACUGUCAUUUGACUUGUUUGGACGUGCUUUAGACAUUUUCAAAUUCUUCAAAAUAGAAAAAAAAAAAACUUUUUCCAUCAAACUUUUUAUAACAAGUCGUGGAACACUGAUUAACCCAUAAAAUGAAGCUUCAGGUUACAUUUCGAAUUGAAAGUGAAUUGGCCUCAACCUCAGUUAGCCCAUCAGACAGAUGGCACCAAAUCACACCUUUCUCCUAAGCUAAGACAAUCGGAUUCUCAGGCUUAGAUCAGCCCACUGCUGUAAUUCCAAGGGCAUUUUGCUUUUUGCAUUAUUAAGUAAAGUUUUCCUUCUUGCUGGUCGCAUAAUGAGCAUUUUAUUUGAAAAGCAAAAUUGUUUAAACUAAUGUGUGCUGUAGUGUUUUGCCACCAAUGUUAAAGAAGACAGAUUUUAACCUAAGGCCUGACUUGUACGUCCAGGUAUCCAAGCUAAAGCAUGUUUUUGCUGGAGAUGUGAAUUUACAUGUUGUUAUAUAUAGUGUUGUAUAAGAUCUUUGUACUCUCCUUGAGGUUUUGCACAAAGUUGUGCACAGUCGAUAUUGUGAUUUUUUUUUUUUUUUCUGAUUUUUUUUUUUUUUCAUUUUUAUGAAAUCGAAAUACACAAAAGUUAGUGUGUAAAAGUUAUAAUGACCGCAUUUCAGUAUGGUUUAAUACCAGUUACCAUUGCUAUUUCAUAACUUAUGAUGCUCAGAUCUCAUAUUCAGGUUAAAAUAGAGAACAAAACACUUUUGUGCAAUAUUUGCCCUUUAAAUUGUAAUUCUGCUCUUUUAGCCAGCAAAAAAAACAAAAAAAACCAAACUGCUAUCUCAUUGGAAUCAAUAUUCAAGUGUAGGAUAGUCUGAAAUUCAGGAAAGUGUUUUGAAUGUUAAAGCUUUGCGUCCAUGGUUUCAUGUUGCAAAGAAAACAGCAAGUAAAUAUGAGUAGAUACAUUGCAGCUAAAGCACUGCAAAGCAGUGAAUGCAUUUAUAAAAUUUUAUUCAUUUUUAUGUAUUUAUAUUUACUUAUUUUGUAUUUCUACUUGAAGACCAGUCCUGUUCCAAGAAGAGGUUCAGUGAUAACAGUAUUUGGUUAGCUGAGAGAAAGAGCUGUGCUGGGUUUGACUAAAAUCACAGGUAAUUUUUAAAUUUUUUUAAAGCAGAAUUAGUGCAGUUUUUAAUGGUAACUAUUCUACUACUAUACUGUACAAUAUAUUCGAAACCUGUGGCUACAACCUUACUGUAAGAUUUGAGCAGCAUCAGCAAUGAAAUUUUGAUUAAAUAUUUGUCAGAGACGCACCCUGACAAAAAUGGUCGUACUUACCUUUGCGCACCCGCCUCUCAUUAGUGUGAACUUUUCUAACAUUACAUCAAAUUGUUCUAUAACUGUAGUGCAAUGUCUUAAACUGGAUGUCUUAUACAAAAAUGUGAAUCUUUUUGUAGCACGAUAAAUGCAUAAACUCAAGGAGCGUAUACAUUUUAACAGCGCUAUAAUUCACCUCUCCAUGUUGAAUUUGCACUGAUAUGACUUGAGGGAAUUAAACUAGUUUAGUACAUUUUUGCAGUUAAAGUUGAUGUUUUACAUGUAACAAACUAGAAAUCAGUUUUCUGGAAAAACUGUUGGAAUAAAAUACCCCCUCUGUCAGGGAA
This is a messenger RNA of Thunnus maccoyii (southern bluefin tuna), 6713 nucleotides long. RefSeq names its product methylphosphate capping enzyme a (gene mepcea). Gene Ontology annotation, biological process: snRNA modification. Lineage: Eukaryota; Metazoa; Chordata; Actinopteri; Scombriformes; Scombridae. The coding region runs from base 386 to 2593 and encodes 735 amino acids. The record is from RefSeq and is a predicted model, not a curated record. The transcript is spliced from 5 exons. Gene Ontology annotation, molecular function: snRNA binding; RNA methyltransferase activity; O-methyltransferase activity.